GAGCUAUGUCUUGUCUACACGUCCACAAACCCAUCAGCAUCAUAUUUCCAGUAUCAACAGCCAUGGUUAGCGCAUUGCUCCAGGUGCUCACCGCCGUCGUUGCUGCCGCCGUUCAUGUCGCCGCCUUCGACCCCAACCCUCUCCAAGACUUCUGCGUCGCCGACUCUACAUCCAAAGUGCGCGUGAACGGUGUCCCGUGCAAGGACCCGGCGACCGUGUCCGCGGACGACUUCUUCUUCGCCGGCGUCGACCACCCGGGCGGCGGCACGGCGAGCCGCCGGUACGGGUUCACGGCGCUGCCCGUGCAGAUCCCUGGCCUGAACACGCUGGGCGCGUCGCACGCGCGCGUCGACGUCGCGCCGGGGGCCGUGUUCCCGCCGCACUACCACCCGCGGGCGUCGGAGACGGCCGUGGUGCUGGACGGCGCCGUCUACUUCGGCUUCGUCACGUCGUACCCGGACAACAAGGUCUUCGCCAAGGUGCUGCGCAAGGGGGACGUCUUCGCCGUGCCGCAGGGCCUCGUCCAUUUCCUCUACAACAACGGCACGGCGCCGGCGGCGCUGUACGCCACGCUCAGCAGCCAGAACCCCGGCCUGGUGCUCCUCGGCGACGCGCUCUUUGGAUCUGGCCUCGCCGACGACCUCCUCGCCAAGACGUUCCUUACCGACAAGGAGACGGUCGGCAAGAUAGGAGUCAAGUUCCGGUCGUAGUAGAACGCCGGCGGAUAUGAAGUUUCGUUCGCUGAAAUUUUUAUCCAUGCCAUUUGACAUUUGCAAUAAACAUGCGCACGAAUUACUCCGACUGUUUACCAGAAGAAAGAGUUAUAAAAGUCUGGUCAAUGUCAUUUUAA
Sorghum bicolor (sorghum) is the source of this 850-nucleotide messenger RNA. RefSeq names its product germin-like protein 5-1. Gene Ontology annotation, molecular function: manganese ion binding. Gene Ontology annotation, cellular component: cell wall. NCBI's taxonomy places the organism in Eukaryota, Viridiplantae, Streptophyta, Magnoliopsida, Poales, Poaceae. Bases 6 to 710 code for a protein of 234 amino acids. The transcript has 2 exons. The record is from RefSeq and is a predicted model, not a curated record.